AUGGCGCUGUCAACCUUCGCUGCAAAAGGUCUCGAGUUAGCUGAAAGGGGCUCCUUCAUACUUUAUGGUGCUGGUUAUUUUACCGAAGAGGAAUGGGUCAAGUUAGAUGCUUUACUUCAUAUGGGAAAAUACGUCUUCACGAAUGGCCCGGAAACCUCAGUAACAAGUAUUCUCGAUGACUUGGAACCUAGAGAAAUUUCGGCGACUGGGAGUGAAACACGAUCUGAAACAAAGAGCAAUGCCGAAGAAGAUCUCCUUAUUUUUGACGAGCCUCCCGAGGAUAAAACGAUAGAAGUUGAUUGUUCGGCCACAUCCGUUGAUAGUGAUAACGAGAUAAUUUCAAAGUUACCUACAAAAGUUGUGGAAUCUAAUGACGAUCAGAAUCAGCACAAGCAGGAUCAUAGGCAAUCACCAAAAAUAAUCGCGCGCAACGAUGCCUCUAUCACUCCUAGUAAAACACUUGCUCGCUCGAGUUCUUCGCAAUCAGUUCCUAUCAAUACACAAUCUAGAAAGACAAACCCUUCCGUCUACAUUGGCAAAGUAUUCGUGGCAACAAAAAGGUUUGAAAGACCAAAAGGGUUUUCUGCCAAGCUAGAGGUUUCUUGUGGUGAUAAAAUCCAAGUCAUGAAAUAUGUUUCUGGCAAUGAAUAUCGAGGUGUGAACCAGAGGACGGGGCAGUCUGGCCACUUCGAUCUCUCCAUCAUUACAGCAGACACGAAGACCAUCAACACAGAAGCUGAUGGUGGUAAUACAGUUAUGGGAAAAGCCGGAAGCUUUUCUAUGGAUGAAGUAGACAGACAAAGAACUGCCGAAUGGGAGAAUGACAGUGAAUAUGGUGAUCAAUCUCCAUCGAUAGGGCCACGUGCACAAUCAGCUACGAGACGCGGCGGUAAAGGUAAAAAGCUGGUAGGAAGCCUGGCUGGUUCCAGAUUUGCCUCUCUAGCUGACAUUGAUCACCAAAGCGUCAACGAGAGCGAGAACGCUGCACUUGAGUCUGUGGUCUGCCGUCAGAAGACUGAACUUAAUAGAGAUGUGCGUGCAUUGAAUGAACCAGCAAAUGAUGACAAGAAAUCGCAAAUCGUGCUAUAUCGUCACUCAAAUAGUACUUCACCAAAACCAGACGACAAUAUGCCUCGAAACAACACAAGAGAAAGGCUACGCAACAAGCCUUACGAAAUCGUCGUCCCAAAGACCGAGGUUUGCUAUUUCUGGUCGCUGCCAAAGGGAUGUCGCUACACAGAAGCCCAAUGUCGCGACCUCCACGAAGAACGCGAAUACACACUGCAAACCAACCUCCGCAACGGCAAACCAAAUCCGGGAGCCCUCUACGACUCCGUACGCGAGAUUCCCUCACCGGCCCCGGGAAAACAUCAUCAACCAGCCAAGGACCCCUCUACUACCGUCGGAAAACGUUUCACGUGUUUCUAUUGGGAUCAAGGAGGCUGUAGGAGAACGGAGAAAACUUGUGAUUUCCUACAUACUUAUGUGGGAAGUGAGGGGAUCUUGCAUAGGGAAGUACAGACUCAGGCUGUGAAAAACAAAAAUAGGAAAUUGAUUGGCAAGCCGAAGUUUUCUGAUACGGAUAAUGAUGCCGAGGCAAGCGGAUGGGGUGAAAGUAGUUCCGGAUGGGGAUUCGUUUCUCAAUCACCGCCUUCCAGUGAUAAGUGGUAG
Molecule: messenger RNA, 1671 nt
Organism: Sclerotinia sclerotiorum 1980 UF-70
Lineage: Eukaryota; Fungi; Ascomycota; Leotiomycetes; Helotiales; Sclerotiniaceae
Exons: 6
Coding region: 1-1671 (556 amino acids)
Molecular function (GO): metal ion binding
Source: RefSeq, a predicted model, not a curated record